AGCUGCUCGGUCCCUCCCCUUCCCGGCUCUAUAGAUGCUGCCGGGAGGCGGGGGGCGGCGGUACUCGGGCGUCCCCCCUUCCUUCGCUGCGGUGAUGCUGCUGCUGCUGCUGGGCGCGGGGGCCGCGCUGUUCUGCCUGCUGGACGCCUGGUUCCUGCUGCGCCUGCCGCUGGCCUUGCUGCACGCCCUGUGGCUGCAGCCCCGGCUGCGGGACGUGCUGCAGGAGCAGAGCUGGCCGGGCCUGGUGCUGCCCUCGGACCUGGACUGGCUGCUGCACAUGAACAACGCCCGCUACCUGCGCGAGGCCGACCUGGCGCGCAGCGCCUACCUGGCGCGCUGCGGCAUCUUGGACGCCCUGCGCGCCCUGGGGGGCAGCGUGGUGCUGGCCGCCUCCUGCGCCCGCCACCGCCGCUCGCUGCGCCUCUUCGAGCGCUUCGCCGUGCGCACCCGCCUGCUGGGCUGGGACGGCCGCGCCUUCUACCUGGAGCAGCGGUUCGUGAGCCCCCGCCACGGCUUCGUCUGCGCCCUGCUGCUCUGCCGCCUGCACGUGGUGGGCAGCAGCCCCGGGCGCCUGGUGCAGCACCUGUACCAGAGACAGGUGAACUCCCCCGAACUUCCAGAGGAGGUGCAGCAUUGGAUCAGCUACAACGAAGCCAGCAGCCAGAAGCUAAGAGCUGAAAGCGGCCUGGGAAUCAAUACCAAGGAUGAGUAACCAGAUGUUGUUUUCCCCUGCCUGUCUUUCUCCAGACUGUAAAAGCAGCAAAGAGUCCUGUGGCACCUUAUAGACUAACAGACGUUUUGGAGCAUGAGCUUUUG
Molecule: messenger RNA, 816 nt
Organism: Gopherus evgoodei (Goodes thornscrub tortoise)
Lineage: Eukaryota; Metazoa; Chordata; Testudines; Testudinidae
Gene: THEM6
Product: thioesterase superfamily member 6
Exons: 2
Coding region: 35-712 (225 amino acids)
Source: RefSeq, a predicted model, not a curated record